AUGUUCGGUCGUUCCGUUAUUCGCGCUGCCACUACCGCGGCACGCGCUACGCCAAUUGCCCAGCAGGCUGUUCCCCUUGUCACCAAGGUCGUUCCCCUUGUUACAAAGGCCACCCGCGCUUCGUUCACGUCUGGCGCGAAGCUCCGUGAGCCUGUUGAGAUCAUUUCUGAGCGUGAAGUUCCUACCUCUUCCUACGCUGGCGGCGAGGCCCAGCACUCCACCAUCAAGGUUAAGGAUGAGGUUGUUGUGCCAUUGACCCGUGAGAUCUAUGAUCGCAUGACUCCAAGCAUGCAGAAGAUGACUCUCAUGGACAAGGUGGUGAUGGUUACUGGUGGUGCUCGUGGUCUUGGAAACAACAUGGCCCGCGCUUGUAUUGAGGCUGGUGCUAAGGCCAUUAUCAUCAUUGACGCCAACCAGGAUCUCGGUGACGCCGCUGCUGCUGAGCUUCACAAGUUGACUGGUAACACCGUCCCAGUUGAGUUCUUUAAGGUCGAUGUCCGUGAUGGUGGAGCAAUCGAGGAUUGCGUGAAUGCAGUUGUUGAGAAGUACGGAGCUCCUGAUGUCUUGAUCAACUCCGCAGGUAUCGCUGACUCCAACAUUCCUGCUGAGACCUACGAUCACGUCAUGUUCAGACGCUUGAUUGAUAUCAACCUUACGGGUUCCUUCUUGAUGGCCCAGACUGUGGGUAAGGCUAUGAUGGCCGCAAAGAAGCCCGGAUCCAUCGUCUUGGUUGCUUCUAUGUCCGGCAUCAUUGUCAACUACCCCCAGGAGCAGUCAUGCUACAACGCCUCUAAGGCUGGUGUUAUCCAGCUUGGCAAGUCCCUCGGAGCCGAAUGGGCCAAGUACAACAUCCGUGUCAACUGCAUCAACCCUGGUUACAUGGACACCGCUCUGAACAAUGUCCCCGCCCUCGACGCCCAGAAGGUCAUCUGGAAGUCUCUCACUCCUCAAAACCGCCUCGGUGCCGUCGACGAUCUUAACGGUCUCGCCGUCUUCCUCGGCUCUGACGCAUCCGGCUUCAUGACCGGCUCAUCCGUCACCAUCGACGGAGGAUACACUCUUUACUAG
Molecule: messenger RNA, 1068 nt
Organism: Amorphotheca resinae ATCC 22711
Lineage: Eukaryota; Fungi; Ascomycota; Leotiomycetes; Helotiales; Amorphothecaceae
Exons: 4
Coding region: 1-1068 (355 amino acids)
Molecular function (GO): oxidoreductase activity, acting on the CH-OH group of donors, NAD or NADP as acceptor
Source: RefSeq, a predicted model, not a curated record